Molecule: messenger RNA, 619 nt
Organism: Pocillopora verrucosa
Lineage: Eukaryota; Metazoa; Cnidaria; Anthozoa; Scleractinia; Pocilloporidae
Product: histone H2B, gonadal
Cellular component (GO): nucleosome
Molecular function (GO): protein heterodimerization activity; structural constituent of chromatin; DNA binding
Source: RefSeq, a predicted model, not a curated record
AUGCCAGCUAAAGUUGCAGGAAAGAAAGGCGAGAAGAAAGCCGGAAAGGCUAAAGCCAUUGCUGAUGGAAAGAAGAAGAGGAGAGGAAAGAGAAGGGAAAGCUAUGCUAUCUACAUCUACAAGGUGUUGAAGCAAGUUCACCCUGACACUGGUAUCUCCAGCAAAGCCAUGGGCAUCAUGAACUCGUUCGUCAACGACAUCUUCGAGCGCAUCGCCACCGAAGCUUCCCGCCUUGCCCAUUACAACAAGAAGUCGACCAUCAGCUCUCGCGAGAUCCAGACCGCCAUCAGGCUGCUUUUGCCCGGUGAACUGGCUAAACACGCCGUGAGUGAAGGAACUAAGGCUGUGACCAAGUACACCAGCAGCAAGUAAACUCACUUUGUGGGUUUUCCGCCAAAACAAACGGCUCUUUUAGGAGCCACCAAAUGUUACGAAAGUCAAUCAUUAACGCAAUACGAGUUUUUAAACAUGAAAAUGUUUCUCUUAGUAUGGUUCCGAACGAAACAAAAUUUUACAAACGAAGAAGUACAGCAAAGAUGAGUCACAGAUGAACCGGGAAAGGAAGGGUAGACUAUUGUUCAUGAUUAAUUUUACAAAAUGUCACACUCAACAUUAUUAA